Pichia kudriavzevii is the source of this 4548-nucleotide messenger RNA. RefSeq lists its product as uncharacterized. The coding region runs from base 1 to 4548 and encodes 1515 amino acids. The transcript has a single exon. Gene Ontology annotation, molecular function: chromatin binding; pyrimidine nucleotide binding; single-stranded DNA binding. NCBI's taxonomy places the organism in Eukaryota, Fungi, Ascomycota, Pichiomycetes, Pichiales, Pichiaceae. Gene Ontology annotation, biological process: leading strand elongation; DNA replication; lagging strand elongation. Gene Ontology annotation, cellular component: alpha DNA polymerase:primase complex. The record is from RefSeq and is a predicted model, not a curated record.
AUGGGAAAGACAGACAAACUGGCAAGGUUAAGAGCUGCCAGAAGUGGGGCCAAAAUUGACGAUUUUGACUCUGAGGAGGAAAACGUCAAUAUCUAUGACGUUGUUGAUGAAAACCAAUAUAGAAAGCACAAGAGAGAUCGAGUUUUAAAUGACGAUUUCAUAGUCGAUGAUAAUGGCGCAGGGUAUGCGGAAAAUGGUGCUGAAGACUGGGAUGCUCAACCCAAUGCAUACACGUCUAUGGAUGACGAGGAGGAGAUUGAAUACAACAAGGAAAAUGGCAAACCUAAGAAACUGAAAAAAGUCAAGAUGUUUAAGGAAAGCGAACCUGUUAUUCCAACGAAGAAAAUCGAUUCAUUCUUCAAGGUCCAGCCUUCUCAAUUAGAGCAAAGGCAAAAGGCAAAGAAGAGUAAUGACUCGAGUAUUUUAGAAGAUAUUCUGUCUGAUUUCACCUCACAGGCUACCAGCAUGAUGAAGAAGAAACCUACAGAUGCUGCAAGUAAACGUAAGAAUCCAUUCUCCUCUUUGAAAUCCAAUGGAUUGAAUACUUCCACUCCCGCUAACAAGAAAACAUAUGUGAUGUCGAUGUCGUCCAACAUAUCUGAUAACAAGCCAUUUGAAUUCACUUCUCCAAGUAGGAAGAAACAAAAAGUGGACUCUAAUGAUGAAACUAGAGAUACAACAUUCUAUACAGCGCAUCAAUUUGAAGGGUCGAUCCCCUUUGAAACGCCUUCUUCCCCGAUUAGAUCAAAUAAUUUUCAUUCUAAGGCCAACAUUUUGGACCAGCUUGAGAACGUUUCGAUGGAUGUAUCAACCCAUGAGAAUAUUAAAAAUGAAGAAGAGGAAGAAGAAGAUGAUGAUGACGAAGACGACGAUGUUAUUGUUUCGAGUAAGAGGAAUAGAAAUGUCGUUAUGGUAGACCGCUCUGUUAUGCUAAAUGGUAAGAAGUCUAUAAACAAGGCAGUUGAUUCUUCUCCAUUGAAAAAUCUUAAACACAUUGACAUUGGCUCAUCACCAUCCAAGGCAUCCAACAUCUCCAACAUGUCGAACGUCUCCAGUAUCACCUUUGAAAAACUAGGAGGUGAGGAUGUUGUUAUGAAAGACGACGACGGGGAUGAUGGUAUCCAAAUGUAUUGGAUGGAUUACAUAGAAUUAGAUUCUUCUCUUCUUUUGUUUGGUAAAAUCAAGUCAAAAGAUGGUAGAAUGGUUUCAGGAAUGGUCCAGGUCAAUGGUCUAUGUAAGACGCUAUAUUUUCUACCAAGAAAUGGACAGGCAAGGGACCAAAACCAAAAGUCAAACCCAGAUGAAAGCAUUGCAACAGAAUCGUAUACAGCAAUGGAUGUAUAUGAUGAAAUUAUUCCGUUGUUAAUGGAUAAGUUUGGACUUGAUUCAAUCAAGGCCAAACCAGAAGUUAAAAAAUAUGCAUUUGAACACUAUGAUAUCCCGCACGAGGCAGAAUAUCUAAAGGUUUUGUUGCCUUAUAACACACCAAAAUCCCAGGGUGUAACCAUCCCAGCAGAUUUGACAGGUGAAACUUUUUCUGCACUCUUUGGUUCAGGGACAUCUAUUUUUGAAUCAUUUGUGUUACAGAGACAAAUAAUGGGUCCAUGUUGGCUCAAUAUCACAGGAUGCGACUUUAAAUCGUUACAAAACGUUUCUCACUGUAAUGUUGAGGUUGCUGUUUCAUCACCAUCUGACAUUUCACCGAACCUCUACACAAGAGAUCCUCCACCCCCACUAAAUGUUCUCUCAAUUAACGUUCAAUCUUAUUUGAAUCCCAAGACGAGUAGACAAGAAGUUGGUUCUGUUUCUAUGGCGUUAUAUAGGGAUUUACCACAGGAUGUUCCAAUUCAACCUAACCUUGAACCAACCGAAGAAAUCACCUUACUAAGGCCUGUUGGAGGCACUACAUCUUUACCCAUUAGUAUAAACGCCUUGGCAGAAAAAAGAAAUAUCAAACUAAGAACUUUGAACAGUGAAAAAAUACUUUUGAAUUGUUUAGCUGGCCUGAUAAAGAAAUAUGACCCAGAUGUUUUUGUAGGUCAUAAACUAGAAGGUGUUACACUAGAUAUUCUAUUGCAUCGAAUGAAAGAUUUGAAUAUCAGCCACUGGUCAAAUUUUGGUCGUAGAUCGAGGAAAGUAUUUCCAGAUAAAUUCAGUAGGUCUAACGGCCGAUAUAAUUUAUUUUUGAUACGUGAGAUGUUGGCAGGCAGGUUGUUAUGUGAUAUUUCAAACGAAAUGGGUCAAAGUUUGACACCAAAAUGUCAAAAUUGGGAACUGGCAGAAAUGUUUGAAGUUGUUUGUCGUGAAAAAUAUACACCAAUGGAAGUCAACCUGGCAAAUCCACUAGUCGCAGAAGAUCCUAAUAAGCUGUUAGCUGCAGUGAACGAAAAUGUCCUUUCUGCAAGGAUUAUUGCAAAAACUGCAUUUGGUAUGCAAAUUUUAUCCAUUUCGAAGCAGUUAACUAAUUUAGCAGGUAAUGCUUGGUCACAUACUUUAGGAGGUACUAGGGCUGGAAGAAACGAGUAUAUUCUACUUCACGAAUUUGAAAGAGAAGGAUUCAUUUCACCGGAUAGAGAGAACCAGCAACAAAGGCAACAAAGGCUCAAUCAAAAGGUGAACAUUGAUGUGGACGAUGAAAACAAUGAUGAAAGCAAUACCGUGAGUAAUAAAAAAGCAAAAUACCAAGGUGGUCUCGUUUUUGAACCAGAAAAAGGUUUGCACAAGAACUACAUCUUAGUGAUGGACUUCAAUUCUUUGUAUCCAUCAAUUAUCCAGGAGUACAAUAUCUGUUUUACAACUGUGGAAAGAGCCAAUUUGGUUGGAGAUGAAUUGCCCAAAGUUCCAAGUAAACGUGAUAUGGGUGUACUGCCAAAAUUGCUACAACAGUUGGUUACAAGACGUCGGGAGGUAAAGUCAUUGAUGAAGGAUCCUAAAUUAACACCUAUUGAAAAGGCACAAUUAGAUAUCAAACAGUUGGCGUUAAAAGUUACCGCCAACUCGAUGUAUGGUUGCCUAGGUUACGUCAAUUCGAGAUUUUAUGCAAAACCAUUAGCUAUGCUAGUCACUAAUAAAGGUAGAGAAAUCUUGAUGGAUACCAGACAAUUGGCUGAAAGUUUAGGCUUAACAGUUGUUUACGGUGAUACUGAUUCUGUUAUGAUUGACACUAUGUCGGAUAAUUAUAAAGAUGCUAUCAAGAUCGGUGAAGGUUUCAAGGAAAAAGUCAACGAAAGAUAUCGGUUACUAGAGAUUGACAUCGAUAACGUGUUCAAGAGAUUGCUGCUACAUUCCAAAAAGAAGUAUGCAGCUCUAAACGUUUUCUUCAAUUCAAAUGGCGAAGAAUCGACCACUUUGGAAGUCAAAGGUUUAGAUAUGAGGAGACGUGAAUAUUGUCCAUUAUCCAAAGAGCUCUCGGAAUAUGUUUUGAAUCAAAUCUUGAAUAACUCAGAUCCACAGGAAGCAUUGAAUGAAAUCUAUACCAAAUUGCAAGAUGUCAGAGAAAAGUUUAGUAAAAAUGCUAUUCCAAUGGUAAAGUUACGUAUCAAUACCAAGUUAUCCAAGGAUCCGUCUAAAUAUCCGAAUGGAGUUUCUAUGCCUGCUGUGCAAGUCGCUUUGAGACUACAAGAUCAGGGUAAGGUUAUUAAAGCAGGAAGCGUUAUUACCUUUGUUAUUACAAAUGGUGAACCAAGCGAAAAAGCGCCUUUAAAGAAUGACCAGUCUUCAAUAGCAUCAAGAGCAAGAGCACUAGUUGAAGUCAUAUCUAAUAACGAGUAUACACCAGACAUCAAAUACUACUGUGAAAAACAACUAUUCAAUCCCAUUGAUAGAUUACUUACUAGAGUCGAAGGUUAUGACGUUGUUAGGUUAGCAGACUCUUUAGGCCUAGAAUCUCAAAGAUACGAAGCUAAGGCUAGAGACAUUGUCCAGCAAAACGACUUGCAACCGUUGGAGUCCACCAUACCUGACAGUGAAAGGUUUAGAGACAUGAAGGAUUUUUCGUUGAAAUGCCUCCAGUGUUCAAAAAACAUUACAUUUGGUGGGAUUCAACCAAGUAAUCUAUAUCAAGUUACAUUUCAAGGUAUCAAGUGUAAGAGCUGCAAUUGCUUUUUGCCCCCAUUGUCUAUUUCUUCCCAGCUGGAACUAUUUAUCAGAAAAGAGAUUUCCAAAUAUUACGAGUGUUGGCUGAACUGUGAUGAUUGUGGAAUUCGGACUAGACAGAUUAGUGUUUACGGUAGAAGAUGUAUUGGAUCUAACGGGACAGCGCAUGAAUGUAAAGGUGUUAUGAGUAUCGAGUAUAACAACAAGGCAAUUUAUAACCAGCUGCUCUACUUGAAGAGCAUAUUUGAUGUUGACAAGGCAAAGAGUAAAUCUCUCAAACCACUUGCCAUUGAUGAUGAAAACUUCAAGUCAGCUUCCAACCAGGGAGAGAUCAAUGCCCUAGCGGAACAGAAUCGAUCGCAGUUCCAGAUAUACCAAAAGGUAAUUCAGAAAUAUCUGGAUGUGAAUGGUAGAAGAUUUGUUGACUUGGGCUCUAUAUUCAGAAACAACUGA